AGAGAGAGAAAGAGGAAAAAGAAGAAACUGCCUACAUCUGGUGGAGUAAUUGCAGUGUCUGAGGAAUUUGCCUGAAGAGGAAAAACGAACAAUCCAUCUGUUUACUCCUCAGUUCACACUGUAGAAAAGCUAUGACCGCACCUGAGAGAGCUCGAAGCACUAGCGGCCAACCAGAGGGCCCAUAUCGGGCGAUAGAAAGCCUGGAGCGACUGGCCACGAUGAACUUUGAGGGCAAAGACACACUGGACAAGCUGUUUGAUUUCUCCGUGGAGAGGUUUAAACAGGCAGACUGCCUGGGCACACGAGAAAUACUCAGCGAGGAGAGUGAGACUCAACCCAGCGGGAAAGUGUUUAAGAAGCUGGUGAUGGGGGACUACCACUGGAGGUCGUAUGAGGAUGUAGACCGUGAGGUGGGGUUGUUGGGGAGUGGCCUUGCAGCCCUUGGUCAAAAGCCAGGCAACUCCAUCGCCAUCUUCUGUGAGACACGGGCGGAGUGGAUGAUCACUGUUCAAGCCUGCUUCAGACGCAAAUUCCCAUUGGUGACAUUGUAUGCCACGCUGGGUGAAGAUGCCGUGGCUUACGGGUUAAAUGAGUGUGGUGCUACCCAUCUCAUCACCAGUAAAGAGCUGAUGGAGACGAAACUGAAGAAUGUGUUUUCCCGAGUGUCUGGUUUGCAGCAUGUCAUUUGUGUGGACCGUGAAGGUGUAAAUAAGGCAGCUUACCCAGAAUCCCUCGCCGUCCACACCAUGCAGGAAGUGCUAGAUCUGGGGGCCAAACCUGAGAAUUUGAAUGUGGAAUUUGAAAGGCCAAGUCCCUCUGACCUGGCUGUGGUGAUGUACACCAGUGGCUCCACGGGGCGGCCCAAAGGAGUGAUGAUGAUUCACAGCAACCUCAUUGCUGGCAUGGCUGGCCAAUGCCAGAGGAUCCCUGGGCUGGGUAAUAAGGACACAUAUAUUGGCUAUCUGCCCCUGGCACAUGUACUGGAGUUGACUGCUGAGAUCUCCUGUCUGACAUAUGGAUGCAGAAUCGGCUACUCCUCCCCUCAGACACUCUCAGAUCAGUCGACUAAGAUAAAGAAAGGCAGUAAGGGAGACUGUUCCGUGCUCAGACCCACACUGAUGGCUGCAGUUCCAGAGAUAAUGGACCGUAUCUAUAAGAAUGUGAUGAGUAAAGUACAGGAGAUGGGAAUGUUGCAAAGGACUCUGUUUAAUCUUGGAUACAACUACAAACUGGAACAAGUCAACAAAGGCCUUGACGCCCCACUCUGCAAUAAGUUGUUAUUUAGGCGGGUCCGUGAGUUGUUAGGGGGGAACAUUCGUGCCAUGCUGUGUGGGGGUGCUCCCCUCUCUGCUGCGACCCAGCGCUUUAUGAAUGUGUGUUUCUGCUGUCCGGUGGGCCAAGGCUAUGGACUGACUGAAACCUGUGGAGCUGGAACGAUUACAGAGUAUACCGACUACAGUACUGGGAGAGUAGGAGCACCACUCAUUUGCUGUGAAAUUAAACUACGGGACUGGGCUGAGGGUGGAUACACGAGUCAAGACAAGCCCUAUCCACGUGGUGAGAUAAUGAUUGGUGGCCCCAAUGUUGCCAUGGGAUACUAUAAGAAUGAGGAACUGAAUGAGGAUUUUUGGGUGGAUGAGGCAGGACAGCGCUGGUUCUGCACCGGGGAUGUGGGGGAGGUGCAUCCAGAUGGCUGUCUGAAAAUUGUCGAUCGUAAGAAGGACCUGGUGAAGUUACAGGCAGGGGAGUAUGUGUCACUAGGGAAGAUUGAAGCAGCUCUUAAAAAUUGCCCUCUCAUCGAUAACAUUUGUGCUUAUGCAAACAGUGAACAGAACUAUGUGAUCAGCUUUGUGGUGCCCAAUCAGAAGCAGCUGACUGCAUUAGCCAGUAAGAAUGGUGUUGAAGGCAAGUGGGAGGAGCUUUGUAAUCAUCCUGUGAUAGAGGCAGAGAUGCUGAAAGUCAUCAAAGAAGUUGCGAGUUCCAAUAAGCUUGAGAAGUUUGAGAUCCCAAUGAAAGUCCGUCUGAGCGCUGAUCCCUGGACCCCAGAGACAGGGCUGGUGACAGAUGCUUUUAAACUGAAGAGGAAGGAGCUGAAGAAGCACUAUCAGCCUGACAUCGAGAGGAUGUAUGGGGGCAAAUAACGUCCAUCACAUCCCACAAAGCUGCCAGAACGCGUCUGUAUGUAUUUAGCUGAGCGUUUGUUUGUAAUUGUCAAUUGUCAUAUUUUGUGUAUAUUGUAAAUGGAUCAUAUGUUACCGUCCUUGAGGGAGGCCUCAGAGUUUCAAAUAAUGGUGCAAUGUUGCUGCUCUUUGUCCGUUGGAAUAAAGUUUUUAUAUAAACAAUUGAAUGACAUCACAAACCAGGUAAAAUUUACAUAGCAAAGCAGGGUCACUUGUUUCUUACUGCCCCCUAGUGGCAAUAGAAGUCAAUAUCAGCUGCAGAGAAUUAGUGAUCUGAGGUGUGUAAAUUUGCAUACCCAGUCAAUGAACUGUCAGCAUGCGGUAGAUUUCACUAGCUUGUGUGAGAUUAACACCCCUUUUUUGGAUUUGAAAGCUGACUGACUGGCUGUAAAGAGAGCGUAAACAAAAAGCUUCAACAGGUUAUGAGGAGAAAAAGAACUAAUCAGGAGAGACUCAUUAGAGCACACUUUGUUACAAACACGGUUAGGAUUGUGUAUGUCAUCAGCAAAACUUUUUAGUUUAACAAAAUAAUAGACAAAACAGCUUAUCUUUUAUAACCAGUAUGAUCGUUACAGAACAUUCCAGUCCAUUCCAGAUGAACCAUGCUAUAUCCUUGAAGAAUGUACACUGUCCAAACAAAUGCCUGAUUACUGAUAUACUGCCUAAAGCUAUCAAGAUGAAACAGGAACAAGUUAGGGUUUAAACACACAUGAACACACUUAAACCAAACCAACACUUGACAAAUUUGCUGUCUGUCAAGACACAUUAAAUUAGACAUCUGACAUCAGUACUUAAGAACUCAGUUCACUCCAUCAGUGACCAUAAUAAAUCUCCAAAGUCACCAUCAUGAAUAAGGUCCUUUUUAGAAGGACAUCACUGGAAACUGCCUAGAACUAAGACUUUCCCUGUGACACAAUUUAUCACAUGCCGACGUGUCUUUACCAUACAUCUUAAAUACAAUCAGUUUUGUCAUUUUGCUGCUACAUACAGUAUCUGAUCAAGAGGUCAACUUUUUCCCCCCUAAAGAUCAUUCACUAAUGCUUUCAGACACUAUAGAUCUUGUUUAUGCAUUAACGUGUUUCCUCUUGUGAAUCGUACACUGUGAGAGCAUUCAGUGUAUAUUAUUGCGUGGGUAUCCAUACAUAAGAAUGUUACAUAAUUUAAAUUUUGUAUAUGUGUUGCAAAUGAUCAGUCCAAGAUAAAGUAGACAGAAAAAACUGAUAAGUACUUGAAAGGUUACUUGCACCAACUGGAAGUCUACCUGUUGAAGAAGCUGUAAGAAAAGUCUUGAUGUUAUUAGCCUGUUUGGUUUGUUAUGGUGGAAUGAAUGGGUUUAACCAUGAGUGGCUGGAUUGAAAAACUUUUAGAGUAUCUCCUUUUAAGUAUCUCCUCCCCCAUUUCUAACAUUCAGGUUUAGUGCAUAGUACAUAUGUAUUUUUACAGUUUUAUAGGUAA
This is a messenger RNA of Chanos chanos (milkfish), 3635 nucleotides long. RefSeq names its product acyl-CoA synthetase long chain family member 4b (gene acsl4b). The transcript is spliced from 15 exons. The coding region runs from base 132 to 2141 and encodes 669 amino acids. Gene Ontology annotation, molecular function: arachidonate-CoA ligase activity. Gene Ontology annotation, biological process: long-chain fatty acid metabolic process; neuron differentiation; long-chain fatty-acyl-CoA metabolic process. Lineage: Eukaryota; Metazoa; Chordata; Actinopteri; Gonorynchiformes; Chanidae. Gene Ontology annotation, cellular component: endoplasmic reticulum; lipid droplet; plasma membrane. The record is from RefSeq and is a predicted model, not a curated record.